GCGCGUCAGACGGCGUCACUAGGAGGCGAGGCAGAUGACAACCCAGCACGCGCGCGAGGUCCGCACGGAGCUGGGCCCGCGAGUCCCCAGGGCUUCACCGGGAAAUGACAUCGGCCCAGGGGCCCGCGGGUGGGUGUGACUUCGGGAGGGGGACAACUUUCUUGAAAGCGACAACAGGUGAUGGAGCUGCAAGAGCUCGCAGGCUAAGCCGCCACUCAAAACCGGAAGAACACGUCGGCAGGAGCCUGCGCCUCGCGCGCCGGAAAAGGCAGGGCCCGAACGAGAUGAGCAGACCAAGCUUAAGUGGCUUGAUAACUGCACACAGAUGGCGGGCACCUGGGAUCGAGGCCCAGCUUUGGCCACCACGCCUGUUCCUGGAGAAGCGAAACUGAGCCAUGGGAAUUCAAGGCCUGGCCAAACUGAUCGCCGAUGUGGCCCCCAGUGCCAUCCGGGAGAAUGACAUCAAGAGCUACUUUGGCCGCAAGGUGGCCAUCGAUGCCUCCAUGAGCAUCUACCAGUUCCUGAUCGCUGUUCGCCAGGGAGGAGAAACACUGCAGAGCGAGGAGGGUGAGACCACCAGCCACCUGAUGGGCAUGUUCUACCGCACCAUCCGCAUGAUGGAGCACGGCAUCAAGCCCGUGUACGUCUUCGAUGGCAAACCACCACAGCUCAAGUCGGGCGAGCUGGCCAAGCGCAGUGAGCGGCGGGCCGAGGCCGAGAAGCAGCUGCAGCAGGCCCAGGCUGCCGGGGCGGAGGAAGAGGUGGAAAAGUUCACCAAGCGGCUGGUGAAGGUCACAAAGCAGCACAACGAUGAGUGCAAGCAUCUGCUGAGCCUCAUGGGCAUCCCGUACCUCGAUGCCCCCAGCGAGGCGGAGGCCAGCUGUGCUGCCCUGGUGAAGGCUGGCAAAGUCUAUGCCGCGGCCACCGAGGACAUGGACUGCCUCACCUUCGGCAGCCCUGUGCUCAUGCGACACCUGACUGCCAGCGAGGCCAGGAAGCUGCCCAUCCAGGAGUUCCACCUGAGCCGCAUCCUGCAGGCGCUGAACCUGACCCAGGAGCAGUUCGUGGAUCUGUGCAUCCUGCUGGGCAGUGACUACUGCGAGAGCAUCCGGGGCAUCGGGCCCAAGCGGGCCGUGGACCUCAUCCAGAAGCACAAGAGCAUCGAGGAGAUCGUGCGGCGGCUCGACCCCAGCAAGUACCCCGUGCCGGAGAACUGGCUGCACAAGGAGGCACAGCAGCUCUUCCUGGAGCCUGAGGUGCUGGACCCCGAGUCUGUGGAGCUGAAGUGGAGUGAGCCCAACGAGGAGGAGCUGGUCAAGUUCCUGUGUGGCGAGAAGCAGUUCUCUGAGGAGCGGAUCCGUGGCGGGGUCCGCCGGCUGAGCAAGAGCCGCCAGGGCAGCACUCAGGGCCGCCUGGAUGACUUCUUCAAGGUGACCGGCUCGCUGUCUUCAGCCAAGCGCAAGGAACCAGGGCCCAAGGGGUCAGCGAAGAAGAAGGCGAAGACGGGGGCGGCGGGGAAGUUCAAAGGAAGGAAGUAAACCCGCCGUGCCCCUUGUCCCCACGGAAGCCUGAGCCCGGCAAGGCCGCGGGGUGGGGUGGGGUGGGGUGGGGGCGCUCCACCCUUCUCAGUGGUGCUUCCCUUUCACUUGGUGUUGGUGGGAAGGCAGGAAGCCCACGGAGCUGCUGCUUCCUCUUGUAGCUCAGGAAAGUGUUGGGCUCAAAGCACUGCUCAGGCAGGGUGGAGGACAGGUGACAGUGACAGCAGGAAGAGGGACGGGAGUGGCGGGGACCAGAUGGCAGGGAAUGGUUUCCUGUCUGGGCAGCCCAGGCAGAGCCACACUGCUCUUCCCAGCCCGGCCGGACCCACGGGGGCAGGGAAGCGCUCCUGAGAGCAGGAAGCCCUGCGGUUGGCAGUAGGGUUUGACCACUGGGUGCUCUUGAGGUGAAAACAUGAACAUGCUAUGUGAUGCGUUAUUCAGAGGCGUAAGUUGGCGAGCUCUUGCAGCCAGGAUUAACACUGGUGUCUUACGCUGUUUUUGUUCUAAAGAUAUGAACGGGGGGAAAAAAUCAAUAAAAUAGUGAAAGUGUC
This is a messenger RNA of Heterocephalus glaber (naked mole-rat), 2089 nucleotides long. It is a transcript of the gene Fen1, whose product is annotated as flap structure-specific endonuclease 1. Gene Ontology annotation, molecular function: RNA-DNA hybrid ribonuclease activity; 5'-3' exonuclease activity; magnesium ion binding. Gene Ontology annotation, cellular component: nucleus. The record is from RefSeq and is a predicted model, not a curated record. Lineage: Eukaryota; Metazoa; Chordata; Mammalia; Rodentia; Bathyergidae.